Molecule: messenger RNA, 4161 nt
Organism: Aricia agestis (brown argus)
Lineage: Eukaryota; Metazoa; Arthropoda; Insecta; Lepidoptera; Lycaenidae
Gene: rdgB
Product: protein retinal degeneration B
Exons: 2
Coding region: 125-3640 (1171 amino acids)
Biological process (GO): phospholipid transport
Cellular component (GO): cytoplasm
Molecular function (GO): phosphatidylcholine binding; phosphatidylinositol transfer activity; phosphatidylinositol binding
Source: RefSeq, a predicted model, not a curated record
AAGAAAUAUAUAAAUGUUUGAUUUUAUUGUGCAAACUUUAAAUAUACCUGUUAGGUAUACGUGUUUUAAGUAGUGACAAUGAAGAUAAAGAAACUUCAGAUUCUGUUUUAAUAAAAGAGUAAAAAUGUUGAUCAAGGAGUAUAGGAUACCUUUGCCCCUAACAGUUGAGGAGUAUCGCAUCGCUCAACUGUAUAUGAUUGCUAAGAAAAGUAGGGAAGAAAGCUCUGGAGAAGGUAGUGGUGUUGAAAUUAUUGUAAAUGAACCUUAUGAAAAUGGCCCAGGAGGAAGUGGCCAAUAUACCCAAAAAAUAUACCAUGUCGGUAGCCAUCUUCCUGGAUGGUUUAAGAGUUUACUACCUAAAUCAGCUUUAACAGUAUCGGAAGAAGCAUGGAAUGCUUAUCCAUAUACAAAAACUCGUUAUACAUGCCCAUUUGUAGAAAAGUUCUCACUCGAAAUUGAAACAUACUACUUUUCUGACAAUGGCCACCAAGAAAAUGUUUUUAAAUUAAAGGGCAGUGAUUUGAAAAACAGAAUUGUAGAUGUUAUAGAUGUUGUUAAAGAUCAACUUUAUGGUGCUGAUUAUAUUAGGGAGGAAGAUCCAAAACUGUUUGUCUCCCAAAAGUGUAAUAGAGGACCUUUAACAGAUACAUGGCUCGAGGAUUAUUGGAGUGAAGUUCAGGGAAAAACUCAACCUUUGCCAAAUGGAAAAUCUUUGAUGUGCGCUUAUAAAUUAUGUAGGGUGGAAUUCCGAUACUGGGGAAUGCAAACAAAGCUAGAAAAAUUCAUUCAUGAUGUAGCAUUAAGAAAAACUAUGCUCAGAGCGCAUAGGCAAGCAUGGGCAUGGCAAGAUGAGUGGCAUGGGUUAACAAUGGAUGAUAUAAGAGAAAUUGAGAGACAAACUCAGCUAGCCUUACAGAAGAAAAUGGCUGGAGAGGCAGGUGAAGAAACUGAUGUUUCUGAGGAAAACUCCAAAUCUCUCGCUGCCACAAUGAGUAGCUUGGAAAAGAAUGAAGAGACUGCAAGUCCUCAAUCAGUCAAAAAACAUGACAUUGACAAAAGUGUUCCAGAAGAAUUGAGCAUUGACGGCACUCCAAUAGCAUCCAAAAGUCCAUCAAAAACUAAUACAAGAUCUUCAUCAUCUGGUUCUCUCAAUAAAAAUGUUAGUCAAGGUGCUAACUGGAGAAUGGAAACACUUGUUAGAGAAUCUGAAACGGAAACUGGUUCAGAAGAUGAAUUUUAUGAUUGUGAAUCUACAUUUAAUAAAUGGUCUUCCAUGUGUUCCUUAGAUGAAGCAGAUAUAGAUAUAUCUCCUAGCCAAAAUGAAGCCAAUCAAGAAGAUAGUAUAUUUAACCCAACAUUCUUGAAAAGAGUAACCUCAGAAAGAGGAUCCCGCAGGAUGCCAACUUUGCACAGUCAUCAGAGCAUGGAUGGCUGUCCUGAUACACCAGUACACAGUACCUGUUCAACUACAGUCCUAAUCCUUGUGUUUCAUGCAGGAAGUGUGCUAGAUGCAAAUGUUGACAUGACUGCUAAGAAAUCUGAUGUAACUACAUUCAAAGGAGCAUUUGAAUCUGUUAUGAGGCAGCACUACCCAACACUUGUAGGUCAUAUAACAAUAAAAUUGGUUUCAUGUCCAUCUAUUUGUACUGAAGCUCUUGGUAUAUUGUCCACACUAAGUCCAUAUAGUUUUGACUGUUCACCGUCAACAGUUGAAACCCCAUCACUUACAAAUGAUCUCAUUCCAAUUGGUGCUAUUCCACUUAUUGCUACAUCUUCUCCAGAAUAUUGUGAAUAUGUUACAAAAACAAUAAAUUCAGCUAAUAUUGUUUACAAUGACUUUAUCAAGUCAGAAGAUGGUAAAGGUUUUAAUGGUCAAGUGUGUAUUGUGGGUGACAGUAUGGGGUCAGUUUUAGCAUAUGAUGCUUUAUGUCGCUCCUUGCAAUAUCAAUCACGACAUGACAGUGAAAACAGCAUACUUGAUACUGAAAUCACUAUUCCAAAUGAGCCCACUGAAAAUUACAUCAAUAAGUCUCAUCUUCAAGCUCCGACACCCAGAAGAAGAUCCUCUACCGCAAGUGAUAAUCAAACCAAAUUGGAAUUCGAAGUAAGUGAUUUUUUCACUUUUGGUAGCCCAUUAUCACUUAUAUUAGCAUCUAGAAAAAUGUCAGAUGACAAAACAAAAGACAUUAUAAAACCACCUGCCCAACAAGUUUAUAACCUGUUUCAUCCUACUGAUCCUGUUGCUUCAAGAUUGGAACCUCUUUUGUCUGCAAGAUUUUCAAACUUGCCUCCAAUCAACGUUGCUAGAUAUACAAAAUAUCCUUUAGGAAAUGGACAGCCAUAUCACUUACUGGAGUUGAUACAGAGUCAUCCAGCGCUUUUUGGAGAUCAUUUACAGAUGCCCCCUACCCCUGUACUUAGAAGGCUUUCUGAAGCAUCUGUUCAGAGUACUGUAAGUGGGCUUGUUGAUAAUAUUCCAUUGAUUACCAUGAAUGCCCUUCAACUCAAAUGGUGGGGAUCAAAGAGACUGGACUAUGCUCUAUAUUGUCCAGAAGGAUUAUCUAAUUUCCCGACCAAUGCUCUACCCCACCUUUUCCAUGCAAGUUACUGGGAGAGUUCUGAUGUGAUUGCAUUCAUUCUAAGACAAGUUGGUCAUUUUGAUUUAGCUUUAUAUAAUCAAGUCGACGAUAAAGAGAGUUUGAUGUUUAAACCUGGACAAGACAAAGAAAAAUGGAUGAAAAAGCGUACUUCAGUAAAACUAAAAAAUGUUGCUGCAAAUCACCGAGCAAAUGAUGUUAUUGUAAAGGAAGGAUGUCCUCAAACAUUUACAGCUAGAUUCAUGUAUGGCCCCUUAGAUAUGAUAACUCUAACUGGGGAAAAAGUUGACAUACACAUGAUAAAAGAUCCUCCUGCUGGAGAAUGGAUCCUUCUGUCAACCGUCAUGACAGAUAAGACGGGGCGAAUCACGUAUACCUUGACAGACAAGCAAAGUGUGGGCUGUGGCAUUUAUCCUGUACGGGUAGUUGUCCGAGGUGACCAUACAAGCUGCAACUUCCAUCUGGCUGUAGUUCCACCGCAAACAGAAUGCGUAGUAUUUAGUAUCGAUGGAUCUUUUACUGCCAGUGUUUCGGUCACCGGGCGCGAUCCUAAAGUGAGAGCCGGGGCGGUGGACGUCGUUAGAUUCUGGCAAGACCUUGGAUAUCUGAUAUUGUAUAUAACCGGUCGACCCGAUAUGCAACAAAGAAAGGUCGUAUCGUGGCUAGCCGAGCAUAACUUUCCUCAUGGCUUGGUAUUUUUCUCCGAUGGAUUUUCGACUGAUCCCUUGGGUCACAAGGCGGCUCACUUGAACAGCCUCAUCAACGAGCACGGGGUCAUUCUUAGUGCAGCGUAUGGCUCGGGAAAAGAUAUAAACGUCUAUAACAACUGCGGUCUGUCUCAGAAACAGAUAUAUGCCAUAGGUCGUAUAAGCAAGAAAUACAACAAUAUGGCUACAACCUUGAACGAUGGCUACGCCUCGCACCUCGCGGACCUGAAGCAGCCUGGCGCGGUGAGACCAGCUCGAGGAAAUGCUCGCUUGCUCGUGCCUCGAAGACUCUUGGCGCCGGUGAGUACUUCUGCGCCUCGAAAUCGACGUCAGUAAUUUUUGACUUUGCAAUAAUAGUUUAGCACGUAGUUCAAUUAAUAUUUUUGUGUUUAGUAAAUUUUUGGGACUUCGCUAUUGGUUCCUAAACAUGAUAAUUAUUUCUCUUAUUAAAUGUGUAAGUGAAUUCUUUCCAUUAAGCUAUUUAUUAAAUAUUAAUUAUAUUUAGGGAGGGAGAUCUAUGUAUAGAUUCUAAGAGCAUAAGUUGUGCUAAUGUGUUACAAUAUUAUAAUCUUAAUGUCACCAAGUACCUAAUUGACAUAAUAUUAUAAAUUUAAAAAAUCUAUAUCUACUGGUUAUCUAAUUCUUACUUGGUUAAAUGUCGAUAUGCUUAGUGUUAAUCUUGAAAACUACUUAUAAGGCUGGGAAUCUCUAAAACUUUUUCAAAACAUUCUAGUCCUUACGCAAAGUGUGGUCGUCUCUUUUAUAAAAGGUGUUCUGAUAUUAAUACGUAUAUUUUACAAAUAAUUAAGCAUCAAGUAUUCCUAGUAUGUGGACUAAAAUAUGUAUUUAAUAUUUAU